AUGUUAAAUCUAAUAUUUCAUAUGAUCUUCACUUCAGUAAUUAUAUGUCCUUCAAAUAGCUUAAAAGUAAAUUUAGAAGGUACUUUAUCUUUGGGUAAAGGAGUGAUGAGUUCUCUAUCAGAAUUAUUUGGAAAACCUUACCCAAACGGUCGAAGAUUCAUGGGACCUAUUGCUGAUGAAGACUCUAUAACAGACAUUGUUAGAACUGCUACGUUAUGUCGUGAUCUUGACUUUUGCUUAUCAUCAAGAAAAUUUAUCGAUGAAUUUAUCAUCGUCUUAUCAAAAUCUAUGGAAACUAUCCUAAGCAACAGCUUAAAAGACAGAUUUAAAAUAUUUAUGUUUGAAGAACAUUUAAAACACUAUUUAGUAGUCAUUAGAUAUAUCCUUGAAGAAACUAACAUUGAAAUAACUGAGAAAAAAGAAACUUAUUAUUGGAUGAGCACGAUUAAAAAAAUUUGCGCAAAAUUUCAAGAAAUGUCCUCCGUAGUCUUAUCAGAAGAUUUACAAAUCGAUCCAAUAGAAAUAAAGAAGAUUAAAAGAGCAUUGAAUCACAAAAUAAUUAUUGCGAUUGCAAUGGUUGAACUAGAAUAUAAUAGAAAGCUAUGUAUUGAGCAUAAAUUUUGUAUUACGUCUUAUAAAAUUACCAAAUCCUUAAAAAAUCUGCUAGAAGUGCUCAAAGAUAUGCCGGACGAGAAAGUCUUCAAAGAUAUUGGUAAGGAAUUGUGGGUUGCACCUGAAGAUUUAUUUAUAAAGUUGAUGAAUGAAGUUGAAGUGUUUCUGGAGCUAACUAUAGAUCCUCAAGAAUUAAUG
Messenger RNA from Brenthis ino (lesser marbled fritillary), 810 nucleotides. Lineage: Eukaryota; Metazoa; Arthropoda; Insecta; Lepidoptera; Nymphalidae. The record is from the annotation of a GenBank genome assembly.